CAGGCGUGCGUCGGGUCCCGGGCCGGCGCCGGGCGCUCCGAGGAUGGUUCUCCGGCGGCUGCUGUCCGCCCUGCUGCACCACCCGCAGCUGGUGGAGCGUCUGGCCGAGUCGCGGCCCAUCCGGCGCGCCGCGCAGCUCACGGCCUUCGCGCUGCUGCAGGCGCAGCUGCACGGCCUGGACGCGGCUCGACGCCUGCGAGCCCUGGCGGCGGGGCCCGCGGGCACCCUGGGGCGCCGCGCCGCCCGCUUCGGCGAGACCGUCGCGCAGGAGCUCCGCCGCGGCCUCCGCGACCGCCCCGCGCCGCCGCCCGGCAGCCAGAAGGGCCCGAGCAGGACGCCCUGA
Messenger RNA from Suncus etruscus (white-toothed pygmy shrew), 343 nucleotides. RefSeq names its product NCBP2 antisense 2 (head to head) (gene NCBP2AS2). The record is from RefSeq and is a predicted model, not a curated record. The transcript has a single exon. The coding region runs from base 44 to 343 and encodes 99 amino acids. Lineage: Eukaryota; Metazoa; Chordata; Mammalia; Eulipotyphla; Soricidae.